Xiphias gladius (swordfish) is the source of this 2725-nucleotide messenger RNA. RefSeq names its product transcription factor CP2 (gene tfcp2). Gene Ontology annotation, biological process: regulation of transcription by RNA polymerase II. The coding region runs from base 451 to 2058 and encodes 535 amino acids. The transcript is spliced from 15 exons. Gene Ontology annotation, molecular function: RNA polymerase II cis-regulatory region sequence-specific DNA binding; DNA-binding transcription activator activity, RNA polymerase II-specific. Gene Ontology annotation, cellular component: nucleus. NCBI's taxonomy places the organism in Eukaryota, Metazoa, Chordata, Actinopteri, Istiophoriformes, Xiphiidae. The record is from RefSeq and is a predicted model, not a curated record.
UAACGGCCAUAACAACGCGAAGAAGAAGGACAAACGGAAAUUACGGUAUCUCCUUUUCCUGACAGGGCUAGAUAAACAAACAAAAGCAAGACAUUAUAUUACAUAUAUUUAGGAACCUGGGAUAAUUUUGAUGCAUUUCUAUUUAAAGAUAUGUCUACCAGGAAUAAUUUGUCCCCGUGAAUCCCCAAUAACGGAGGCUUAGAAGGGCUAGCAUCCUACUGGCUAAGUUCGCCUGUAGGCUACGUCGCUAGCUAAGUGUUUAGCUUGACAUGUUUAUUUUAGUGGUGCGACGAAGGAGCGCGACAUGAUGACACGAAACUGUGGCAGUGUUAGCAAGUAGCUACACUUUUUUCCACUUGGAGAUCGGAAGGUUGUGGGACACAGGUAUAAGACUUGGCUUAAGUUUUAACCGGAGCUGCACUCCGUAAAGAUCACCGCAUCGCCGCCACCAUGGCGUGGGCUCUGAAGUUGCCCCUGACAGAUGAAGUGAUCGAGUCCGGACUGGUCCAGGACUUUGAUGCCAGUCUGUCGGGCAUUGGCCAGGAGCUUGGCGCUGGGGCAUACAGCAUGAGUGAUGUACUUGCCCUCCCCAUUUUCAAGCAGGAGGAAUCCAACCUGCCUCCAGACACUGACAACAAGAUCCUUCCCUUCCAGUAUGUUCUGUGUGCAGCUACCUCGCCAGCCGUUAAACUGCAUGAUGAAACACUCACCUACCUCAACCAAGGGCAGUCCUAUGAAAUUAGAAUGCUUGACAAUCGGAAAAUUGGGGAACUUCCGGAAAUCACUGGGAAAAUGGUGAAGAGCAUUAUUCGUGUGGUGUUUCAUGACCGACGACUACAGUACACAGAGCACCAGCAGCUGGAAGGCUGGCGCUGGAACCGGCCUGGGGAUCGCAUCCUUGACCUGGAUAUCCCCAUGUCAGUCGGCAUAAUCGACCCCAGGGCUAACCCUACUCAGCUUAACACUGUGGAGUUCCUUUGGGACCCAUCAAAAAGAACCUCAGUUUUUAUCCAGGUUCACUGCAUCAGCACAGAAUUCACCAUGCGCAAGCACGGGGGAGAAAAGGGUGUGCCUUUCCGCAUCCAGAUCGACACCUUUAAAGAGAAUGAGAAUGGAGAGUACACAGAACACCUCCACUCUGCCUCCUGCCAAGUCAAAGUCUUCAAGCCUAAAGGUGCAGACAGAAAGCAGAAGACGGACCGGGAGAAGAUGGAGAAGAGGGCGCCCCAGGAAAAGGAAAAGUACCAGCCAUCCUAUGAAACCACAAUCCUGACAGAGUGCUCUCCCUGGCCUGAGGUUACAUACGUCAACAACUCGCCAUCUCCUGGCUUCAACAGCACUCACAACAGCUUCCCAGUUGCAGAAGGAAACGGAUCUCCAAACCACCAGCCAGAACCUGUCGUCCAGGUAGCAGAUAAUUUGUUACCCACAGCAACACCACAGGAUGCACAACAGUGGCUUCAUAGAAACCGCUUCUCUCCCUUCUGUCGGCUGUUCACCAACUUCUCAGGGACAGACCUGUUGAAGCUGACCAGGGAGGACGUCAUUCAGAUAUGUGGGCCAGCAGAUGGUAUAAGACUCUUCAAUGCACUGAAGGGACGGUGCGUCUUCUUUUAUGUAAUCCUGCUUGAAAACCCUCAGUUUAUCGAAUAUAUCAAGACGGGCUUCAUACAUUUAUGGACAUUUUGUUAUUUCCUCUGUGUGGAUGCUGUUUUUAGCGUGGUACGUCCAAGGCUAACCAUCUACGUUUGCCAGGAGUCUCAGCAGGCACGGGAACAGCAACCGAAACAUGAAAACGGAGAUGCUGCCGCCAACACUUUCUUUGUAUAUCACGCCAUCUACCUGGAAGAGCUUACAGCUGCUGAGCUGACAGAGAAAAUCGCUCAGCUCUUCAACAUCUCACCCCGACAGAUAAACCAGAUAUUCAAACAGGGUCCCACUGGCAUCCAUGUGCUUGUCAGUGAUGAGAUGAUUCAGAACUUCCAGGAUGAAGUAUGUUUUGUUUUGGACACAAUGAAAGAUGACACAAAUGAUGGCUACCACAUCAUCUUGAAGUGAAUACCGGGCAGGAGAAUAGCAUAGCCUUUCUUUAGUCCAGAUCCAGUCAGCCCCUAUAGAGCUUCAUACUCCUCGCUGUUCUUGGAUAUGUGGCGAUGCCCCAGAAAACCUCUCGAGGCUGCUAGGAGGAACAUGUGACUGAAGCACCUGGCCCUCUCCUCACUAUACCUUAUUGUCUUACUUUUGAGGGAGUGACUCUGUUACCACAGUGAAGUAACGUUCUCCUUCUUGCCCUGCCAUUGCCUCCCUUAAGUGGUUGCAUUUUCCUCUGUUGCUUAUGUCUCAUGAAAGGGAUUAGCGGCACCACAGCUACUAUCGCUGUUUGUUUGCCGAGCAUCUGGUGUGCCAAAGCUCUGUCUCUUGUCUCUUUAAAAAAACAGCCAAAAAAAAACAAAAAAUCGAAAAUGCAAAAAAGAGGAGACAGUUGCAUUGAAAGUAAUUGACUUUGAGUGUGAAGUGCAGCAUGACUUCUCGUCUUCAUGCUAGGUUACUUUACAGGAUCCACGUAUACCAGUCUGCAGGAGACAUGGUAUAGCUCACAUAACCACAAGAAGCUUCAAAAUCAGCAAUCAGGACAUUAAGGGAAACUGCUGGAAUCCAGCUGUGCUUCUGCGAUUCCUUUGAAAGCUAACAAUCUCAGUCUUUCACUGGUUUGUAUUAUGUUUGA